AUGACAGACACGAAUAGCGGAGCCCGGAGCUCUGUACCAAUCUUGUUACUAAAGACAAAAUCGACACCCAAUGAUGGCUACGAAGAGCGAUUCUCUUCAGCGACAGUGGGUUCCGAUCGAUUCGACCCCACAUUCGUCCCAGUCCUUGAGCAUCAAUUCCUCGACCAGGGGCUCAAUGUUGUGAAAGACUUGCUACAGAGCAAGCAGAUCGGCAAAGACGUAGGGAGGAAGUAUGGUGGCAUGAUAUUUACCUCCCAGCGUGCGGUAGAGGCUUUUACGAGGCUGGUCGAGGAAGGGAAAGGUGACGCGGAAUGGCCCCAUCUACAAGAUAUCCCCAUAUACACCGUUGGACCUGCCACUUCCCGAGCUCUCCAAGCUAUUCCACAAAGUCCGCCUCUCAAUAUUUAUGGCGCCGAUAUGGGCAAUGGGGAAGCUCUGGCGCACUACAUGCUUGACCAUUAUGGGGAAUGGUAUCAAGACCGGAAGGUCAAGCCACCUCUUUUGUUCUUGGUAGGAGAGCAGAGGCGGGAUAUCAUACCAAAGACCUUGAUGGACCCAAAAUUGGCAGAUGAUCGCAGGAUCCAAGUCGACGAACUGGUCGUCUACGGAACGGGUGUCAUGGAGUCGUUCGAAGAGGACUUUACAAAUAUACUAGAAGAGACUAAAGAUAGCCCCAUGAGGUGGAUUGUGGUCUUCUCGCCGACGGGAUGUGAAGCCAUGCUUCGUGCAUUAGGUCGUCUUGAUCUAGAAACUGGCAAAGCAAGAGUGGUCGACCAACCGAAAUCGAGAAGCACGUAUGUGGCUACGAUUGGGCCGACAACUCGAGAUUUCCUGCGGAAAUGUUUCGACUAUGAACCAGACGUUUGUGCUGAGAAGCCAAGUCCCGAAGGCGUGGAGAUGGGUAUCAGAACAUUUCUAAAGAAUCAGUGCUGA
Messenger RNA from Cadophora gregata, 933 nucleotides. RefSeq lists its product as uncharacterized. The coding region runs from base 1 to 933 and encodes 310 amino acids. Gene Ontology annotation, biological process: uroporphyrinogen III biosynthetic process. The transcript is spliced from 2 exons. Gene Ontology annotation, molecular function: uroporphyrinogen-III synthase activity. NCBI's taxonomy places the organism in Eukaryota, Fungi, Ascomycota, Leotiomycetes, Helotiales, Ploettnerulaceae. The record is from RefSeq and is a predicted model, not a curated record.